AUGGUAGUCUCGAGAGAGUUUGUGGCCCCUCUCAUCUCCGGGGAGGGCUCGGUGCCCGAUGGAGGUGCAGUGCAGCAGCCAGCGCAUAGCAGAGCUCCUGUAGAACUGAAGACAUUAGCAGGAGCAGCGGCUCAGCACAGGAAAGUUAUCCAGUGCCCUGCCCAGGCUUGCUCUAGGUUCAGGUCCGGUGAACUGUUAUCCAAUUGCCAACAGUUGAAUUGUCAGUAUAAAUGUACAAUGGUCGGAAAUAGUACAAGAUGUUACUGUGAGAAUGGAUUCGAAAUAAAAGAAGAUGGGAGAAGCUGUAAAGAUCAAGAUGAAUGUGCUGUUUAUGGUACAUGCAGCCAGACCUGCAGAAAUACACAUGGAUCCUACACCUGCAGUUGUGUGGAAGGCUACCUAAUGCAGUCAGACAACAGGUCUUGCAAAGCUAAAAUUGAACCUACAGAUAGACCACCUAUACUAUUAAUUGCAAAUUUUGAAACAAUUGAAAUUUUCUAUCUUAAUGGAAGUAAAAUGGCAACUCUAAGCUCAGUCAAUGGAAAUGAAAUUCAUGCUCUGGAUUUUAUUUAUAAUGAAGAUACGAUUUGUUGGAUUGAAUCAAGAGAAUCUUCAAAUCAACUCAAAUGUAUCCAGAUAACAAAAGCAGGAGGAUUAACAGAUGAAUGGACAAUCAAUAUUCUUCAAUCCUUCCACAAUGUUCAGCAAAUGGCGAUUGACUGGCUGACCCGAAAUCUCUAUUUUGUGGACCAUGUCAGUGACCGGAUCUUUGUAUGUAAUUACAACGGUUCUGUAUGUAUCACCCUGAUUGAUCUGGAGCUUCACAAUCCUAAAGCAAUAGCAGUAGAUCCAAUAGCAGGAAAACUUUUCUUUACUGACUACGGGAAUGUCGCCAAAGUGGAGAGAUGUGACAUGGAUGGGAUGAACAGAACAAGGAUAAUUGAUUCAAAGACAGAGCAGCCAGCUGCACUGGCACUAGACCUAGUCAACAAAUUGGUUUACUGGGUAGAUCUUUACUUGGACUAUGUGGGAGUAGUGGACUAUCAAGGAAAAAAUAGACAUGCUAUCAUUCAAGGCAGACAAGUCAGACAUCUUUAUGGUAUAACUGUGUUCGAAGAUUAUUUGUAUGCAACCAAUUCUGAUAACUACAAUAUCAUAAGGAUAAACCGAUUUAAUGGCACUGAUAUUCACUCAUUAAUUAAAAUGGAGAAUGCUCGGGGAAUCCGAAUUUAUCAGAAAAGAACUCAACCGACAGUCAGAAGCCAUGCAUGUGAAGUCGAUCCAUAUGGAAUGCCAGGGGGCUGUUCACACAUCUGUCUACUCAGCAGCAGUUACAAAACUCGGACCUGUCGCUGCAGGACUGGCUUCAACUUGGGAAGCGAUGGCAGGUCAUGCAAAAGACCAAAGAAUGAGUUGUUCCUCUUUUAUGGGAAAGGACGCCCAGGAAUUGUUAGAGGAAUGGACUUGAAUACCAAGAUAGCUGAUGAAUACAUGAUCCCCAUAGAAAAUCUGGUAAACCCUCGUGCUUUAGACUUUCAUGCAGAAACCAAUUACAUCUACUUUGCUGACACCACCAGUUUCCUAAUUGGCCGGCAGAAGAUAGAUGGCACAGAACGAGAAACCAUCCUGAAAGAUGAUCUGGAUAAUGUAGAGGGCAUUGCUGUGGACUGGAUUGGAAAUAAUCUUUACUGGACCAACGAUGGCCAUAGGAAAACCAUUAAUGUGGCCAGGCUGGAAAAAGCUUCUCAGAGUCGGAAGACUCUUUUAGAGGGUGAAAUGUCUCAUCCCAGAGGAAUUGUGGUGGAUCCAAUUAAUGGUUGGAUGUAUUGGACAGACUGGGAGGAAGAUGAAAUAGAUGACAGCGUGGGAAGGAUUGAGAAGGCCUGGAUGGAUGGAUUCAAUCGGCAGAUUUUUGUGACUUCAAAGAUGCUGUGGCCAAAUGGUUUAACUCUGGACUUUCACACCAACACAUUAUACUGGUGUGAUGCCUAUUACGAUCAUAUUGAAAAAGUGUUUUUGAAUGGAACUCACAGGAAGGUUGUUUACAGUGGGAGAGAGCUGAACCACCCUUUUGGACUGUCGCAUCAUGGAAAUUAUGUGUUCUGGACAGAUUAUAUGAAUGGUUCCAUUUUUCAACUCGACUUGAUAACGAGUGAGGUGACAUUGCUGAGGCAUGAAAGACCACCCCUAUUUGGGCUUCAGAUUUAUGAUCCACGAAAGCAACAAGGUGACAAUAUGUGUCGAGUAAAUAAUGGGGGCUGUAGUACGCUUUGCUUGGCUAUCCCAGGAGGCCGGGUGUGUGCUUGUGCUGAUAAUCAACUUUUGGAUGAAAAUGGGACAACUUGCACAUUUAACCCUGGAGAAGCACUACCUCGCAUAUGUAAAGCUGGAGAAUUUCGCUGCAAAAACAGACACUGUAUCCAAGCUCGGUGGAAAUGUGAUGGCGACGAUGAUUGCCUAGACGGAAGCGAUGAGGACUCAGUAAACUGCUCCAGAACAUGCCAGGUAGACCAGUUUUCUUGCGGAAAUGGGCGUUGCAUUCCCAGAGCAUGGCUGUGUGACAGGGAAGACGACUGUGGUGACCAGACAGAUGAAAUGGCGUCUUGUGAAUUCCCAACUUGUGAGCCACUAACACAAUUUGUAUGCAAAAGUGGAAGAUGCAUUAGCAGCAAAUGGCACUGCGACUCUGAUGACGACUGUGGGGACGGGAGUGAUGAGGUGGGCUGUGUUCACUCUUGCUUUGAUAAUCAGUUCAGAUGUUCCAGUGGCAGAUGCAUCCCAGGCCAUUGGGCCUGUGAUGGUGACAAUGACUGUGGUGACUUCAGUGAUGAAGCCCAGAUCAAUUGUACCAAAGAAGAGAUUCAUUCUCCUGCUGGUUGUAAUGGAAAUGAAUUUCAGUGCCACCCUGAUGGUAACUGCAUUCCUGAUCUGUGGCGCUGUGAUGGAGAAAAAGAUUGUGAAGAUGGUAGUGAUGAAAAAGGCUGCAAUGGUACCAUACGAUUGUGUGACCACAAAACCAAGUUUUCCUGUUGGAGUACAGAUGAAUGUUCGCUGAACAAUGGAGGCUGUAGCAACCACUGUUCUGUUGUUCCUGGAAGAGGAAUUGUCUGUUCCUGCCCUGAAGGACUUCAACUCAACAAAGACAAUAAAACAUGUGAAAUUGUGGAUUACUGUAGCAACCAUCUAAAGUGCAGCCAAGUGUGUGAGCAGCACAAGCACACAGUUAAGUGCUCAUGUUAUGAAGGUUGGAAGCUGGAUGUAGAUGGUGAAAGUUGUACAAGUGUUGAUCCUUUUGAAGCAUUCAUCAUCUUUUCUAUUCGUCAUGAGAUCAGAAGGAUUGAUCUUCACAAAAGAGACUAUAGUCUACUUGUUCCUGGAUUGAGAAACACAAUAGCACUUGAUUUUCACUUCAAUCAAAGUUUACUUUAUUGGACAGAUGUUGUAGAAGACAGAAUAUACCGGGGAAAGCUUUCUGAAAGUGGAGGUGUCAGUGCCAUUGAAGUGGUUGUGGAGCAUGGCCUGGCUACUCCAGAAGGCCUGACAGUCGACUGGAUAGCAGGAAACAUAUACUGGAUAGACAGCAAUCUGGACCAAAUCGAGGUGGCUAAACUAGAUGGCUCCCUAAGAACUACACUAAUAGCAGGAGCCAUGGAACACCCCAGGGCCAUUGCUUUGGACCCAAGAUAUGGGUAA
Messenger RNA from Mandrillus leucophaeus (drill), 3693 nucleotides. Its product is annotated as low-density lipoprotein receptor-related protein 1B-like. The coding region runs from base 1 to 3693 and encodes 1230 amino acids. NCBI's taxonomy places the organism in Eukaryota, Metazoa, Chordata, Mammalia, Primates, Cercopithecidae. Gene Ontology annotation, molecular function: calcium ion binding; protein binding. The record is from RefSeq and is a predicted model, not a curated record. The transcript is spliced from 21 exons.